Molecule: messenger RNA, 3031 nt
Organism: Gigantopelta aegis
Lineage: Eukaryota; Metazoa; Mollusca; Gastropoda; Neomphalida; Peltospiridae
Product: microtubule-associated protein tau-like
Exons: 13
Coding region: 464-2764 (766 amino acids)
Biological process (GO): microtubule cytoskeleton organization; neuron projection development
Cellular component (GO): neuron projection
Molecular function (GO): microtubule binding
Source: RefSeq, a predicted model, not a curated record
GCCAACAGUUGCUGAAGUUGUGAGUCUGCAAAUGGUUUGUUGCCAGCAGAACCCCAAUAUUUCUCAACAUGCCCCAGCUGGCGGCAAGAGUGUUAAAAACUGUAAUGUUUACUAUCUACGAGUUUUGAUACAUCCUUGACACUGGGUGCCGUUUUCUGGAUAGGGUUGCACAUGCUGUUGACAUUUAGAGAGUUCGAUUCCCCCAUGCAGCAAGGGAUGCAGUAUUUAUACCGUGUCUUGGGUGGUAUAUUUUUGUGAGCGCCAGGUUUUUCGCGGAAAGGCGUACAUCGUUUCCUGGUGGAUUGACCUUAAAGGUAUUUGUGACACAACUAGGUUAUGGAUUUGUAGCGGAACUUCGCGGCAUUACUGUAGCUAGCCUGUGUCGGAGACAGCACAGCUAUAGAUGGCAGUCUAGCUCUCACAGACUAGGACACAGUCUCACACACAGCGAGGAUUUCGAAACAUGUCACAUGGUCAUGUGGAUACCUUGCAGGGCAUUUCACAAAAAGAAAUGUCUGCCCCUCUGAACGGUGACGUCAGCAUGGAGACUGAGAUGCGUCAGGUGAAUGGGAUGCCGGUGGACGGCUUCACAGACGGACGUAGGUCAGACCCCAUGCAGGAAUCGUUCCACCAAGAUAUUCCAAGCACAAAUCCAUUUGCAGACCCACAGCUUGACAACGCUGCCACCAUUCCACAGGGCAUGCUUAUAGAUCUGGCUCACCCAUCUCAAGCAGGUAGUACGGGCGUACCGGCUAGUCCACCCCCUGUAUCCAGCCUUUUACAGCCUCAAGUAGAAAACCUGGGUGAAUUACCUUCAUCUCCACAGGUGAUUUGUGAAACAGAUUUACAGAGGCAGCAAGCUGCUGGCACUUUUCAACAGUCUGGGUUAGAAUUUUGUCAAUCUCCGGCCUUGCAAACCGACCUGGAUACACUGGGUGGUGAAAAACCAAACAACUGUGACCCACAAAUGACGACAGAUGAUGCUGUCACUGGCGGGCAUGGUGACGAGCCGUCACGGGCCACCGAACUGGGUUAUCUUGGGUCGUGUGUGAAGCCUGGUGUGGAACAAACCCAUGUGACUACCGGCUCUUCACACCGUGAUGAGGAAGACAAUAGGGAGAGGUCAGCUAACACGCUUCAUGAUGGGCAGGGAUUAGGGUCAGCCGUGUUAGGGGACACUGUUAUGGAGGGAAGCUCUGAGAUGGGUGAGCGUGCAGCUACUAACAGCCAAGUUUUGCAUGGGGAAAGUGAAGCUUAUAGGAUCACAAACGAGCAGGAGAUGGCCCACAGCAGUGUUGAUUCGUAUAGUGGUCAGGAUAACCUGGUGUCCGUCCAGAAAGGAAUGGAAAGUUGUGUGUUACAGGAAAAUAGAUCUGUUGCUGAAUCUCCCACUGUGAACGGGCAUGAUGAGGAAUAUCAUUCUAAAGAUGACCGCACCAGCUUGCCGGAUUCCAACAACACUGGAUCUAAUGCUGCAGGCAACCAUCUACAUUCUAUUGUGGAAGACACACAGUCAACAGGUGAUGAAGCCAACAACACAGUCUCCUCUGAGACGGUGCAGAGGUCAGAGGUCAAGGACGUUGUGACUGACAGGCACAGGAUGCAGGCCGAGAAGAAACCCGGAAAUGGAUCACUGUCUCCCAAGAAGUCUGGAUUACCGACUCGAUCCAUGAAGACUAGUGCUCCGCCCCCCAGUGUGUCAUCGAAGGGUUGGGAUUCCACAGUGGUCAUACCCCCAAAACCAAGACCGCUCAGUGCUUUAAUAACACCCAAAAAUGUACCAGAAGAACCUCCUCUGAGACCUAGACCAAGUUCUGCUAAAUCGAGUUCUGAAUCUAAGAAGUACGGUAUUAGUACUAAACAGCAGGGCUACAAGCCUGGCGGUGGCGACGUCAAGAUCUUCAACGAGAAGAAAGAUUAUGCUGCGCAGCCGAGGAUUGAUGCAAAAAUGUCUCACACUAAGGCUCCGAAGCCAGCCUCUCCGCGAACUCCUGCAGUAACAAGUCCACCGCCCAAGACGAGCUCUGCUAAAUCUAAGAUUGGAUCCAUGGACAAGAUCACUCACAAACCAGGGGGAGGAGACGUGGCGAUUGUGAAUAAGAAACCAGACGUCUCUAAUGUGACAAGCAAAAUAGGCUCAAAGGACAAGAUAACACACAAACCAGGAGGUGGUAACGUGAAGAUUGAAACGAAGAAAAUUGUGGUAGAUAAAGUAACUUCGAAAGUUGGAUCCUUAAACAAUACCCGCCAUAAGCCAGGAGGUGGAGACAAAAAGAUUGAAACAAAGAAACUAGACUGGAAGGUGGAAUCAAAAGUGGGCUCUCUGGAUAAUGCAAAACAUAAUCCAGGGGGUGGAGGCAAAAAGAUUGAAAGUAAAAAGUUGGAAUGGAAAACUGAAUCAAAAGUGGGAUCGUUGGACAAUGCCAAACAUGUUCCCGGUGGAGGGGUGAAGAAGAUUGAAACAAAGAAGGUAGAGUGGACCGCCGAAUCAAAGGUUGGGUCUAUGGACAAAGUUCAUCAUACCCCUGGCGGCGGGGAUAAGAAGAUUGAAACCAAGAAACUGGAGUGGAAGACAGAGCCGAAAGUGGGUUCCCUGGAUAAAGUUCACCACACGCCCGGCGGUGGCAACAAGAAGAUUGAGUCUCAGAAGCUGACGUUCAAGGAGAGCGCCAAGGCAAAGACUGACCACGGCGCCAGUCCAUCUAGUCACCAGCAGUCUAGGUCAAGCACCAGCAGUGCCAGCGAGGUCAGCGCCGAGCAGUGACAGGGAGACCACUCUAUCUUCAGCAGUGACAGGGGAGACCACUCUAUUUUCAGCAGUGACAGGGGAUACCAUUCUAUCUUCAGCAGUGACGGGGAGACUACUCUUUAUCUUCAGCAGUGACUGGGGAGACCAUUCUGUUUUCAGCAGUCAGUUUGAAGCUAAAGCAUCCAGCAGUUAUUGAUACUAGUAACACUGAAUUAAGUGGCAUAAUAUGAUGGUGAAUAACUCUUUUGUUAAAGAAACCAAUAAAAAUGAAGUGAAAAUAUU